AUGAUUACUUGUGUUUAUUUUCAAAUUAAGAUGGGAGACAUGGAAUUUGCUAAGGUCCACAACUCUACCGUUUUUCUCGAAGACCCUCCUGCAGCUCACAAUGACUUAAAGUUCAUUGUUGAUGGUUUGAAGAAGUCUUGCCUGGUCCAUGCUUUAAGCACUUGCCCUGUAAUUUAUCAGAAUCUGAUCAAGGAUUUCUGGAGGAGCGCAGUUGUGAAAAAGAAUAAUCAUGGUGAAAAGUUCAUUGAAUCAAAAAUUGAAGAAAAGAAAGUUCAAGUGUCAAAGAGCAUUAUUCAGGAAUCUCUUUAA
Messenger RNA from Lactuca saligna, 309 nucleotides. Lineage: Eukaryota; Viridiplantae; Streptophyta; Magnoliopsida; Asterales; Asteraceae. The record is from the annotation of a GenBank genome assembly.